This is a messenger RNA of Sodiomyces alkalinus F11, 2646 nucleotides long. RefSeq lists its product as hypothetical. The coding region runs from base 1 to 2646 and encodes 881 amino acids. The transcript is spliced from 12 exons. Gene Ontology annotation, molecular function: protein binding. The record is from RefSeq and is a predicted model, not a curated record. NCBI's taxonomy places the organism in Eukaryota, Fungi, Ascomycota, Sordariomycetes, Glomerellales, Plectosphaerellaceae.
AUGCCGCGCCACUCGUUGUCGGAGGAGUAUAUUGCGGCCUGUAUUGCUUUGUCAACUCCACGCAUGCGUACACUCUUCCUCUCAGGACGUGGCCAUGUGUCCCAUGCUAUUGAGGUGGAAGCUAUGGUUGUGAAAAACUGGCCUCUCAAGGCAGAGUCGGAACGGCUGUUCUGGAUGAAAAGGGUUCCAGUCGGCCUGAGUUCAGCCGGGUCCGUGUCUGCGUCGGGCAGACUUUUUUUUCAUCUUCACGAGGUUUGCUUGAUCGUCGUUCACAGCUUGGAUCGAUCCGCCCUGGAGAAGACCAAACUGGGGCGUGUAGGGUCCAACAUCGUUGGGUUACAAUUCUUCGCGUAUGUACCCGGCCGUGGCAUUGCGACCACAAAGGGAAAUCCGGCUUGGCAGCAGGAGAUCCGGAACCCCCUCGACGGCGACAAUAGUGAUGUCAUGGUGGAGAAUUCAAUAUCUCAGGUGGAGCUGGUUGGCGUCACAGGAUCAUCAGGUUCUCCAUAUAUCGAGAAAGAUACGGAGGAGGAGAAGAUGAAGAGAAAAGAAGGGGGGGAGAUGGUUGAGAGAACGAGGGGGAAAGACUCGAAGAGCCCAGAAGCCUUAUGCUGGCAACAGGCUGGCAACAGGCUGGCAACAGGCCGAGACCUGAUUUACCGGCUUAUCCAGGAUCGACGCAGCGAGUCGAAACCGCGCCGGGGCGGGAUCGAGACAGCCAUGCAUAGCACCAUCAAAGUCUCAGUUCUAUGGAUCUUCCCCCGUCCUUCUGAGAGGGGCCUGAACACCCCGCAAUUAUACCCACGCCACGAACCAAGUGGCAAGGUCUUAGCACGCACGGCGAUGACGCCAGCCGAGAUCCCGACGCCUGACCAUGCCGAGACCUUUUUCACCCUCCCCUUUGACCAUGGGAUCCACCUACGGUUCUCUGCCACGAUAGCCGGGUAUUGUGUGCGAAGUGUGGGAGAAGGAAGGGAAGACACCGCUGGUUUGUCUGCCACACCCAACACCACCACCAAUGCUUCUUUUCCACCUUCCGAAUUUUUCCUUCCCUCCUCUUCGCCUCCUACUUGUCUACUGUCCAGCAGUACUCGAUAUCCCCGUUGCGCUCUCGGUCCGCUGUCCGCUGUCGCUGUCCAUUACCCGCUGCUCGUGGUCUUCUGCUGUUCUCCAACGCAUAAAUAUCCUUCACCCCGGUCCACUGUUCUCUCUGGCCCCCUCCUUGCUUGUGUCUUCAUCCCGACAGGAACCAAAAAACCUACCCCGCGCGUCAAACCGGCGACGCACUUCUCGACAUACUCGGCUAGACAUUUCACGAAGAACGAGCUUCGGAUCUCGGUUGGGCCUAGCUUCUGCGUGUCGUCGGGACAUCCCCUGAUCACAACGGUGCGCGCCAGUCAUUUACGAACGGGGGGAAUAAAAGAACGGAAGCGAACGGAAGCCAUUCGCCUCGACCUCUCUGUACAGCGUCAUAUCGUCCCAUCACGUCUGCCCACCGCCACCAUGGUUGAAGUUCUGCCCUCCGCCCUCUCACACCAUGGCAGCGCCUCGAAUCACCGGGACAUCCCCGUCACAGAUGUGUCCCGCGUUGCCGCUGCCACCGUGGCAGCCCGUGUGCUGCUGGGUGCCAGCGUCGCCUCUCGCCCGGAAAAUAAGAUGAUGACCCGCGAGGAGCAUAUCGCCAUGAUGAACGAGUUGAACAAGAAGCGCGCUGGCUGGCGGACGCCCCGUCGCGGCUGGUCCUCCACCGACUGCCCCGUCGUCGGGCCCACCCCGCUCUCGAACAUCUCUGCUGCCGCCUCGUCCCCCUUGGCACAGGUUAAUAAUAAUCAUCACCAUGAACCCGUUGAGCGGUCGUACCGCCCUAUUCCCGACCGGGCUCCUCCAGCAGCAGUCCGACAGCCGACUCUUCAGAAGCCGGUCGAACCAGAGCCUGCAGCCCCAACCGGGCCACAGGCUCGGCCUAAGCCGCCCCCUCCCCGGCGUUCGUACUCCGUCAUGGACUACGAACCACCCUCGCCGACGCACCGUCCCUCGUCUCGCAUGGUCAUCACCGAUCUCCCCUCCGAGAUCCAUUAUGCCGUCUUUGACUUCCUCGACCCCAUCGACAGCACCUGUCUCGGUCUCACCAACAAGCACUUCUACGCCAUCCACCGCCGUAUGCACGGUUCUGUCCCUCUGUCCUCGCGCCGCGAGGGCCCCAACGACUUGGAGUGGGCCUGGCGCGGCGCCGGACCCCUCGUCCACGGCAAGGCGGCGGGAGGAGCGCACACGCAUACCAGCACCAGCACCAGCACCAGCACCAGCACCAGCACCAGCACCACCAGCACCAGCACUACCGCCGCCGCCGCGGCCGGCGCCCAGGACGAGGCCGCCCGCGAGCGCCUGCGUGUCAGGGGCCAGGUCUACUGUCGCAAGUGCGGCAUCUCGCGGUGCGAACUUCACCGGCACCUCCGAGAAUGGGUGGCCGCCGCCGGCAAGCCCUACGAGUACUGCGCCGUGACUGCCAAGUACGGUCCGCCUGCGCCCGAGGACGCGAAGGAGUUCUGUCAUCUCAAGAGCCCGAAGCGGCCUCAUCGCUGCGGCAGACACUCGCCUAAGGGUACGGGGGCGCUGACUCCUCAGGAGCAACAGGCCAAGGCAUAG